Messenger RNA from Durusdinium trenchii, 1221 nucleotides. The record is from the annotation of a GenBank genome assembly. NCBI's taxonomy places the organism in Eukaryota, Dinophyceae, Suessiales, Symbiodiniaceae.
AUGAGAGGCUUCUACCUCAAAGCUGCACAGCUAGUUUCUACUCGAGAUGACUUCCUGCCGGAAGUGUAUUUGGAAUGGUGCCGCAAACUGCAAGACGAGGUUCCCAUGACCUUGUCCUCAGACGAAGCGCGGAAGGUGAUUGCAAAGGAGCUGAAGUUGGAGGAUUUGGAUGCCUUGUUGACCGACUGGGUGGAGGAGCCCAUUGGUACGGCUUCGAUUGGUCAAGUCUAUCAGGCACGGUUGAGGUCCACCGGAGAAGACGUGGCGAUCAAGGUCCAGGUUCCCAACGCAGAGAAGAUGUUUCGUGCCGACAUCAGCUGCCUGAAGAUGUUUACGUAUCUGGCCAUUCCAUGGGCCUUUGAGCAGAUGAAAGAGAUUGAGAAACUGUUUGAGGCGGAGUUUGACUACUUGGAAGAGUUUCGCCCCUCGAUUUUGCCCGACUUCGCGCGGAAAGAGCGGUCGAACAAAAGAAGAAUAACAGAAGGCAAUUUGGAGGCCAUGCGCACCAAUUUGCUGCCCAAGUGGGGGCACCGGAUCUACAUCCCCAGGCCGAUGAAGGAGCUGAGCUCGCGCCAUGUUUUGGGGAUGGAGCUGCUAAAAGGUGAGAAGUUCAUCUCCGCGGUGCGGCGGCGCUUGAAGCCGUUGGCCGAGCGGGAGGGGAAGACCGUGGAGGAGUAUGAACAGGAGCAGAUAGAGGCCCUGAGGAGUGGGCGACGCAAGGCGGAGGCCGCCUGGUGGCUCCGCUGGAAAGCGCUCCUGGGCCGAUGGAUGCAUCGCGUCCGGCACUUCGGCCGCCGGGACUUGGAGCCUUUGGAUGUCGGGGGGAUCUUUGAGAUGUUGAUGCAGAUCCACGGGCAGCAGAUCCUGCUCGACACCAAGAUGCAGUUGGUUGUCUCAGCGGAUGGGUGUUUCAAUGCGGACCCACAUCCUGGGAACAUCCUUCUGCUGGAGGAUGGGACAACUCUGGGCCUGAUUGACUUUGGUCAGGUGAUGUACCUCCCACAGGACUUCCGCGUGAAGCUGGCGCGGCUCAUCGUCGCCCUGGCCGAGCGCCAGCCCGAGCAAGUGGCGCGCUACGAGAGUGGCCCGCCCUGGCUGCGCAAAUACUACAAGCAAGAUGUUCAGUAUCGCCUUUGUUCAUUCUGGCUCGACCGUGACGAUGAGGCGACUGGCUUGCGGGGUAGGGGUCCGAUUCCAGUGGAGGUUGCAGGUGGUUCUUGA